AUGGAUGAAGUUCCCCUGUUAGCUGUAAUGUCCUUUGACAGGUACGUGGUCAUCUGCAAACCUCUGCACUAUGUGGUCAUUAUGAAUUCACAAGUCUGCAGCCUGCUGGUGAUUACUGCCUGGAUUGGUGGGGUUGUCCUUGUUCUUCCUCCAUCAGUGGUAUAUUUCCAGAUGCCAUUCUGUGGUUCAAACAUCAUUAAUCAUUUUUUCUGUGACAGCACACCAAUGAUUCAGCUCAAAUGUGGAAAUACCAAGGUCCUAGAGUGCAUGAAUUUCAUCUCAGCAGUGUUCACCCUACUGAGUAGCCUAGCUGUUAAAGCUGUAUCCCACAUCAACAUCAUUCCUGCUGUGGUCAAAAUCCACUCUGUGGCUGGCAGACAGAAAGCCUUUUCCAACUGUAUGUCUCACCUCACUGUAGUGUCUAUCACGUAUGGCAGCUACAUCUUCAUGUACCUCACACCCACCCAGACCAACAGACCCGACCUCAGCAAGGAGAUGUCCGUCUUGAACACUGUGGUAUCUCCUCUGCUCAAUCCAUUCAUCUAUAGCUUGAGAAACACACAGUCUCAGAAGGCCUUAAGGGAGCGCAUCAAAUGGAGUAUAGCAAUUGCUAAACACCCAGAACUUUGA
Molecule: messenger RNA, 630 nt
Organism: Grus americana (Whooping crane)
Lineage: Eukaryota; Metazoa; Chordata; Aves; Gruiformes; Gruidae
Product: olfactory receptor 6C75-like
Exons: 2
Coding region: 1-630 (209 amino acids)
Biological process (GO): G protein-coupled receptor signaling pathway
Cellular component (GO): membrane
Molecular function (GO): olfactory receptor activity
Source: RefSeq, a predicted model, not a curated record